GGAAAUGUUACAGUUGUGACGGAAACUUCUGAUGGUCGACGUCAAGUUCUCAAUUCACGGCUGAGUGAUGCACCGCAUAAUGAUCCUAAUUCGAUGUAUGAGCAACGCUCACGAGGCAAUAGACAUUCAUCAAAUGGUCAUCAUAAUCAUGGGUUCUUUCCUCGAAGGAGAUAA
This is a messenger RNA of Funneliformis caledonium, 174 nucleotides long. The record is from the annotation of a GenBank genome assembly. NCBI's taxonomy places the organism in Eukaryota, Fungi, Glomeromycota, Glomeromycetes, Glomerales, Glomeraceae.